Molecule: messenger RNA, 1596 nt
Organism: Eimeria tenella
Lineage: Eukaryota; Apicomplexa; Conoidasida; Eucoccidiorida; Eimeriidae
Exons: 1
Coding region: 1-1596 (531 amino acids)
Source: RefSeq, a predicted model, not a curated record
AUGCAGGCUCUAAAUGUGGGCGUUGGAGAAAAUGAGCCUGUAUUUACGGUCCUCUUUGAAAAUGAAAAGGCAAACAGUGCAGCUCUCCAACAGUAUGCUGACAAAAUAGUGUCAUCAGGUGUGCAGUCCCGUCGCGGCCUCGUGCAUAAAAGUUCUCGCGGGCGCAGUGGCGCGGCCUUCUUGGCAUCUGCUGCAGCGCUUGUUGUGCUAAUCUUCUUGUGUACGCGAGGGCAGAAGAGAUGGGAUCAACUGGCUGCUUAUGGUCGGCAGUUGUCGGAGGAUGACGACUCCAGGCCGGUUGCCAAACGCUCAUGGUGCAGCGAUUCGGGAGGAGAGGCAGAUAUUUCGUCUGAUGACGAUACGACGGAGAUGCCUCCAAUGCUUGAGCCACUUGCCAAACGUGCACGUGCUGAGGCGGAGUCUGAUGGUAGUAGGGAGCUGUCUAAUGUUGACGCAGGUGUGCAACAAGCGGCACGGCCCUCAUCGAAGGGGGCCAUUGGAUCAACUGGCGCAACUGCACGUCGUCGCCUACGGCGUCGCGUACGGCGUCGCCCCAGUGCUUCUAAGAGUAAAGAUGGACAGUGGAGUGCGUACGAACUUCAAGCGGCUGCUGGACUGCUGAAACUGUGGCCGGCAUCAUCCUCUAUAGCUGAAUCCCCUGGAGCACCUCAACUGUGUUGUCCAGAGAGUCGUACAAGCUUACCUGUGCGGCUGAGUACGCGUGAACUUCAAGCAGUUUCUGCGUUGCACCAAUUGGGGGAAUUAACUGGCUCUGAGGGCGCCACUGGUGAGAAGCAUGAUGAGCAGGUGGAGCUGGAGGAUGAGCCUCAGCCUUCAACGAGUGCGGCAGCACAAGGAGUUGAAGUUGACGAACAGCAGCGGUUGCUAGACUCGGUCGUACAGGACCUACUGUCUACUGUUACUCCGUCUUCUGCUGGCGGCUCUACCUCAGCGGGGCAAGAAGACCCGACUACACAUCCAUUUUGUCGUUUGCCGUCUGUUGACCGUAGUGAAAUCGUGCGACGUUUUGACCCAGAUCGUGUCUUUCUUCCCCCUCAGGUGACGGACAAACCGUUCCGACAAUUUUUAAUAGCUCAUGAUCUUCUCGUCAAGCCGAGACUUUCUCCCAAGGAAUUAUUGUAUCUAACUCGCGCUGCGGAGAAUCUAGCAGCUUACGCUGUGUCGUUUCAAAAUUUUAGUAUUCGGGAUCUUCAUGCGAAUGUCGCUGCCAGGCAUCUCGGCCUCCGUUUCCUCGUGUUUGACAUCCUAGUGUCCACAUUAGAGCUGCUCGAUCAAAAGCCGGAAGGCGCUUGGUGGAAGAGACUUACUGCUGCAGUCCCUCACGACUACCCUCCGUCUCCCAUUCUUCAUAGCUUGACAGCAACACGCCUAUUCAACUUAGUCCUCUGCCACAUGCUUACCACUUCCUUGGAAACUUUGAAGUCUGGGAGUCGUCCGGCAUGUAGUAGAAUUUUGGGACUCAAGCGGUUCCUCUUUUGCUUUAAACAAUCUCCUCCGCGUUUCAGAACGGCUUCUUUUGAUGCCUGGAGAAAUGACGACAAGGGUUUCUCUGAAGGGUUUAAAGGGCCGCCUUAG